This is a messenger RNA of Vanessa atalanta (red admiral), 705 nucleotides long. RefSeq lists its product as uncharacterized. Bases 1 to 705 code for a protein of 234 amino acids. The record is from RefSeq and is a predicted model, not a curated record. NCBI's taxonomy places the organism in Eukaryota, Metazoa, Arthropoda, Insecta, Lepidoptera, Nymphalidae. The transcript is spliced from 3 exons.
AUGAAAGCAUUCAUCGUAGUGUGUUUAGCGGCGGUCGCGGCGGCGAUGCCGACGUCCAAGGAAGAUGGCAUGCAGAAGUUCAUCUCGACGCUGAGGGAUUGUGUUGAAACCGACACAAUGCUGUGCUUAAAGGAAAAAGCGAUGAAAUUCACCGAAAAUCUUGCUGUAGCCAAGGACCUUAGCCUUGUAGAUGGAAUCACCUUCGCUAGAACCGGUUCCCCGCGAUCAGCUCGCAGCUACGACCCCUUGCCUGAUGACCCCAAAUCCAGGGAACUCCAAGUAGAAGAGAGGAUCAUGGACAAUGUUGUUGAUUUUCUGGACAGCCAUGCCCUGCAACUGAGAAUGCCAAAAUCCUUCACAGAAGAUAACUCCGUUGAUGAGGAAGGCCGUGGCAAGAAGAAGAAGAAGCUCAAGAAACUCCUUCCCAUCCUCGCCCUCAUCAAAUUGAAGCUCGCUGCACUUGUACCUCUGUUCCUCGGCAUCAUCGCCUUCGCAGUAUUCAAGGCUUAUCUUCUAGGAAAACUCGCUUUCAUCGCUGCAGCCUUCGGAGCUCUGAAGAAGCUUCUAGAAUCCAAGUCAAAGAGCGGCGGUGGUGGUUGGUCUGAGCCAGCUCACGAAGAGCACGGCUGGGAUAACGGCGGCGGCUGGGGAAGAUCCCAAGACGCUCAAAGUAUGGCCUACGCCGCUCACAUCAAACAGGCGUAA